AUUUGUUAUGACAACGAAAUCGGUGUAUUUUUUUCGGUUAGUGACAUUUGUGUUGAAAAAAGGAGAAAGUAUCGCGCCCACAAAGGCGUGUGGGGCUCGCGAUAUCCUUAUCACGAAUUGCAAAAACUACGCACCGACGUCUUGGCCUCUGGAAGGAAUACGUGUGAAACAGGAGUGUGUGUGUGUGCGCGCUUAGCAAAACAUGACAUCACAUCGGCCGCCAACCGCCUACGACGACGUCCACGACGAUUGAUACGGUACGUUCCCCGGUGGGGCGACGACAAGAAGCAAGCGGCGAAUGGUGGUUGUGUAGAAAACGACGGGAAAAGUGAGGAGAAAUCUACCACCCAGAAAGGCGCACUGUUGUGGGUGGUGUGCACCUUUGUGCUCAAAUACUCGAGAAAACACCGUACGAACCACCAAAGGGCGGCCAGCCUUUUUGCACAGCGAGUACUUGUUGCUGGCCCCUAUUGUUUUCGUUUGUGACGUGGCUGUACUAACCGGGGCAAGGAAUGCCCAACGGGACGAAUGUAGACUGGUCCAGAUAUGGGCUCGGUAGCGAUGAUUCAUCACCAACCGAACGGAACCGUGCACAGGGACGGACCGGUGGUGGCAGUGGUGGAUUUGUGGAUUUGGGCAAUGAGUACGACUACGGUGCCGGAGGACAUCAUGCGUCCGGGCGGGAUGAAAUCUUUGCCGAAGAUCAGGGCGAUAAGCCGUGGUGGCGAAGCAACUUCUUCAUCUCGCAACCGGUGCUGUUUGGUACGUGGGACGGUGUGUUUACCUCCUGCCUGAUCAACAUCUUCGGCGUGAUCGUGUUCCUGCGUUCCGGGUGGAUCGUAGCCGAGGCGGGUAUCAUGAACGCCAUUCUGAUCGUGUUCUGUGCGGUGGGCAUUGCGCUUGUGUCCGUCCUGUCGGCCGUCGGCAUCUGUGAGCGGUGCCGGGUGGAAAGUGGUGGCGUGUACUUCCUCAUUGCCCACACGCUCGGUUCCCGGUUCGGUGGAUCGCUCGGGCUGCUCUACUGCUUCGGGCAGGCCGUGGGCUGUGCGCUGAAUGUGCUCGGUUUCGGUGAAUCGAUUGCGGGGCUGGUCGGGCUGGAAGGUAACCAGUGGGCGAUCCGUGGCUUUGCCAUCGCGGCCGUCCUUCUGCUCGGGGUCAUCAAUGUGGCCGGUGUGAAGUGGGUGGUAAAGCUGCAGUUUGCACUGCUGAUUGUGAUUCUGAUGUCCGCACUCGACUUCAUGGUUGGCAGCUUUAUUGGUGAAGCGCCCGAACAUGGGUUCGAUGGCUGGGGAUCGGGCAAUAUGGGAUUGAAUCUGUGGUCGGCCUACACGGACGGCACGUCGUGGUUUACCGUGUUCGGUGUGUUCUUCCCGACGAUCACGGGCAUCCUGUCGGGCAUUAACAUGAGCGGUGAUUUGCGUGCACCCUCGACGGACAUUCCAAACGGUACGCUGGCCGCGCUCAGCACAUCGACGUUCCUGUACAUGGUGUUUAUACUGUUCCUCGGUGCAACGUGCCAGCGCAGCCAUCUGCUGACGGACUACCAGAUUGCGGUGAAAGUGUCGGCGGUCGAGUUCCUGCUGCUGGCCGGCAUCUACGUGUCGAGCAUGUCCUCCUGCCUGGGUGCGAUGUACGGCACACCGCGCGUACUGCAAAGCAUUGCCAACGAAAACGUUAUUCCCGGCAUCGGCAAGCUGGGAAAGGGACGUGGCCCGAACAAGGUACCGCUGUACGCGAUGGCCGUAGUGGCAGGCGUUACGACUACGUUCAUCAUUAUCGGUGAUAUUAAUACGCUGGCCCCGAUCGUCACGAUGCCGUUCCUGCUGACGUACGCCUGCAUCGACUACUCGUACUUUGCACUGGCGCAAACGUUCGACAUACAAAACAAUCGUGAGGAGCGGUUCCGGAUACAGGCGCAGAGUCCGCUGUACGAAACCAGAAACUACGGUGCGACCGGAGAUUACACUGAAAAUAACGAUCUGGAUCAGCUGUUCCCCGAGCGAACGAGACACAAAAAUCUCGGAACGCCAUCCAACUCACCGCAACACGUGCCUUCAAAUGGCGCCACGAGCGCCGCGCGAUCACAGCAACCAAAUGGAGUACCUCACAGCGCAUCGGUUACCAGCGCGGAUUCGGAAGUGGUUUUCCGGGACGGCACCAACAGUGCAAACAAUGCCAACUCCCUGAGCGAAGCGGACGAUGAACCGAUCGCACCGAUUCGACCACCGAUCCAUUCCAAGACGAAAAAUUGGUACUCUGGCUUCUGCAAUCGAUGGGCCUCUCUGCUAGGCGCUGGUGUGAAGAUACUCGUAAUGAUGCUAGUGAGCUGGGUGUACGCACUGAUUUGCAUUGGAACCGUGUUUAUUGUGUGGUUCUACGUCGGUACAGCAAACCCGGCUGUGAAACCGGGCCUAGCUCAUGAGUUCCGCUUCUUUGUCUGGUUGAAGAAUGUCGUUUUCCGGUGCUUUGGAAAACGUGUGCACGAUUAUGAACAGGUCGUAGUUACCCAAACGUGUCCCAACGUGAACCUUGCCUCUGCUCAGCUGAACGAAGAAAAUGAGGACUUUGCCUCGCGGCGCCGAUACCAUCAGACUGCGGUCGUUCAGGGCCGGUAUGUGGAUGAAGUGUGAAUAGUUAGUCACGAGAGGGAGGUGAAGAAAAAACCAAACCAAGAGACGGUCCUCCGCCCAAUACUAGCCACAGACUAUGUACCCGCCCUACUAAACGAUGUUCAGAAACCGUUCGUUACUUGUGUAACCCGCCGGUAUCAUAAUCGAUCGCCAAAGUGUAUGGAAAAAAAAGGUGAGUCGUUGUAGAGUGCUCGCACACACGCAAAAAAUAAGAUAUAUGUGAAACAUAUUUAGACCAGACCGUAACAAAAAAAAAAAACACGAUCGUAACAAGCAAUAUCGGAGCAUUACACAUCAAAAGAAGAAGAAAUGGUCCAAAAAAUGAUGGAUAAAAAAUCGGACAGCGUCUCGAUUACGGGGCAGAGAAAGAGUAUUGUUUUCAUAAUCGUCUGAACCACAAACAAGUAGUAUAGGAUCAAAAUGAAAUUAUGUAAAUAUGAAGGUCAGGUUCCCUCCUUCCUAUUUUUGUGUUGCCAGAAGCUUACGGGGCGCGUAGCAAUAAGAAGUGUAAAUUGAUUUUUCCCCGUGUUUUUUUUUUAAAUAAUGUAUUCCAGUUUAUUUAUUAACGUACACUCGACGCCCCCAACUAAUUUUCGGGCACACUAAUUCUCACGAUGCUGUAUUGAAAUUGCUGUCCUUUACAUGAAAGGCAGACCGGAGAGAUUACCAAAAUGUUGUCGCUUGUAUAGCAGCGCUUUCUUCCCUUUCUGUUUCUGUUGGACAAUGGACCCCUUUCAUUGUUUUUGCGCUAAUGAUUGAUAGACUGCUUUAAUUUAACCUAACAUCCCGAGCGCGCGUACGGAACCAAUCUUAGAUAAGUAGCAUUAAUUAAUAUAUACACAUAUACAUUUCGUUUGGAGAAGAUAGAGGCAGCGAGAACAAUAAAUAUGCAAGUGAUUCCUUUUUUAUUGUUUUGUGAAGAAAGUAAACCGACAUCCUCGUCACAUACCAAUCGGGAUGAACUAAUGCUGUGUAAAAAAAAAAUCAUAAAUACAACUGAUAAUAUUAAACUAA
Anopheles stephensi (Asian malaria mosquito) is the source of this 3644-nucleotide messenger RNA. RefSeq names its product solute carrier family 12 member 8. Lineage: Eukaryota; Metazoa; Arthropoda; Insecta; Diptera; Culicidae. The record is from RefSeq and is a predicted model, not a curated record. The transcript has 5 exons. Bases 513 to 2630 code for a protein of 705 amino acids. Gene Ontology annotation, biological process: potassium ion import across plasma membrane; chloride ion homeostasis; cell volume homeostasis. Gene Ontology annotation, cellular component: membrane. Gene Ontology annotation, molecular function: potassium:chloride symporter activity.